Messenger RNA from Pipistrellus kuhlii (Kuhl's pipistrelle), 1406 nucleotides. RefSeq names its product carbonic anhydrase 7 (gene CA7). The coding region runs from base 118 to 912 and encodes 264 amino acids. Gene Ontology annotation, biological process: regulation of intracellular pH. Gene Ontology annotation, cellular component: cytoplasm. The record is from RefSeq and is a predicted model, not a curated record. Lineage: Eukaryota; Metazoa; Chordata; Mammalia; Chiroptera; Vespertilionidae. The transcript is spliced from 7 exons. Gene Ontology annotation, molecular function: zinc ion binding; carbonate dehydratase activity.
GCUUUAAGAGGCUGCUCCGCGGCAGCGAGCGGGGCGGGGAGCCGCAGCCGGAGCCAGCGGAGCCGAGUCCAGCCGGCGGCAGGUGCACGACUGCGGGGCGGCGGCGGCGGCGGCGGCAUGACCGGCCACCACGGCUGGGGCUACGGCCACAAGGACGGCCCCUCACAGUGGUACAAGCUGUAUCCCAUUGCCCAGGGAGUCCGCCAAUCACCGAUCAAUAUCAUAUCCAGACAAGCUGUGUAUUCGCCCAGCCUGAAGCCACUGAAGCUUUCCUACGAGGGCUGCACAUCCCUCAGCAUUGCCAACAAUGGCCACUCCGUCCAGGUGGACUUCAACGACAGCGAUGAUCGAUCUGUGGUGACUGGGGGCCCCCUGGAUGGGCCCUACCGGCUCAGGCAGUUCCAUUUCCACUGGGGCAAGAUGCACAACGUGGGCUCGGAGCACAUGGUGGACGGCAAGUCGUUCCCCUGCGAGCUGCACCUGGUUCAUUGGAAUGCCAAGAAGUACAGCACCUUUGGGGAGGCGGCCUCAGCCCCCGACGGCCUGGCGGUGGUCGGUGUCUUCUUGGAGAUCGGGGCUGAGCACCCCUAUAUGAACCGUCUGACAGACGCACUCUACAUGGUUCGGUUUAAGGGCACCAAGGCCCAGUUCACCUGCUUCCAGCCCAGCUGCCUCCUGCCUGCCAGCCGGCACUUCUGGACCUACCCGGGCUCCUUGACCACACCCCCUCUGAGUGAGAGCGUCACCUGGAUUGUGCUCCGACAGCCCAUCAGCAUCUCUGAGAGGCAGAUGGAGAAGUUCCGGGGCCUGCAUUUCACCUCGGUGGACGAUGAGAGGAUCCACAUGGUGAACAACUUCCGGCCGCCACAGCCACUGAUGGGCCGUUUGGUCAAGGCCUCCUUCCGGUUCUGAGCUGCCCGGCUGCCCGGCUGGCCACCAGGACACCAUCUUCCCAAGGGCUUCCAUGUCAGCAGACACCAAACCAUCUAAGGCUCCCUGCCUGGGGGGGCUGUAGACACCCCCCCCUCUUCAGCUGGCUUGCUCCUUGGCCACCCUCCAGGCUUCUCGACGGGACCCCCACGUCAGGAGACAGUUGCCCUGGGGACAGGAAGGACAAGAGCUGAGCACGUUCCAAGCCUGGGGCUGCCUCUGCUCCCCGAGAUCCAAAGGUCCCUGGGAACCUCCUCUCGUCGUCUUCCCACUGCCAGUGGCAGCGGCCCCACCCUGAGCUCACACUGUGACGGACGAGACCGAGCUCUCCGGGGCAGGCAGCUGACAUUGCCAGAAAGGCUCAAGCAAUAAUAAUUAGAGAUGGGCACACCCUCUCGGCAUUACCUCUUCUGCAGGCCUCCGCCAUGCGCGCACCUCACUGCCAGGCCAUUAAAAAAAAAAGAAAAAAAAAAAAG